Messenger RNA from Diaporthe amygdali, 1599 nucleotides. RefSeq lists its product as uncharacterized. Lineage: Eukaryota; Fungi; Ascomycota; Sordariomycetes; Diaporthales; Diaporthaceae. Gene Ontology annotation, molecular function: protein kinase activity; ATP binding. The record is from RefSeq and is a predicted model, not a curated record. The coding region runs from base 1 to 1599 and encodes 532 amino acids. The transcript has a single exon. Gene Ontology annotation, biological process: protein phosphorylation.
AUGCAGGACCCUGUUAGCAAAGUGACAGAAAACAGAAUCCGGGCUUUGGAUUCUGAGCUACGCUCACAGAAGCGAGCCAGGACUUCCCCUUUAGCACAAAAUGAAUGCAACCUCAGAAUCCCGCCCACGAGGGACCCACAGGACAAGUUAGGCCCUACUCGCAGGUUCACGACCUCUCUUGCAGAUCAAGACUCUAACGGUCACGAGAAAUUUAGAAGUGAAGCACCCAAACUGGCCGCGUCCUCAGAUGAGGACAACACAGCCGAACCUAAAGAGUCGAGUGAACAGUUGACUCAGCCCAAUCGAGGGUCUGGGUCUGUUCGCAACGAGCCCCUUUCUUUGCAUCCGCAAGAUGACAAGGACAAAAGUUGUGAUUUCUAUCCGGAAAAUCAGAGCUUGGAAAGCAUGACUGGAGACCACGACAGCGCUGGGCUGUAUCACAGCUCAAACACCCAUUCUCUCCCUGAGGCCAAGAUCAGCUGCAAUGAGACGGAUGGGUCAGCUUCAGGCUUAGAAACUCCGGAUCUCGACAGAUUUACAUGUUUCGAGCAAUCAGGACCUUGGAGCCAACCAUCAGAGCCUCUUAGGCCAGAAAAUCCGUACACAAAGGGUCGAAGCCUAAAGCUUUAUAGGCAUAAAGCCUGUGCACCAUUUGGACAAGACUGCACCUUCUACGAUGAUUUACGGGACAGAGUUCUGGAGGAAGAAUUGCGACAGAAGACAUUAGUUGAAUUGUGUUUGGAGAACCCUCCGAUGGAAGGUCAGACCGUCUACGAGGACAUCCAGAAUCUCGAGAUCGUGGAAGAACUCCGCGUAAAGAGUGAUGGCGGUGCGCAGCUCGUUGUCUGUCAUUUGGACGACGACGAUCAAGACUACAUUGCAAAAAUCUAUGACCCCAUGUAUUAUGGAUUCAGCAACACUACAUGGGCUGAUUUACCUCGAGACGUUACAUUCCAAUCAGACAUGGACUACUGUCGAGAAGUUGCUGCAUAUGAAGAGAUGGACGAAUGGGUUGGCGGGACCUAUAUCCCAAAGUUCUUUGGCUCCUGGACAUUCCAAAUUCCGUUGGAUCUUCCAACUGGACGAAGAACGAGGGACGUGCGUAUGAUUCUCAUCGAGCGAAUCUCUGGGAAGUCAAUGCUUGAGUCCAAACCAGACACGAUCGCUGAAUCAGAGCGCCUCGAAAUACUAGCACGGAUGUCAGAGCUCAUCUCAAAGAUUUCCUUCAUAGGCGUACACCAUCACGAUAUUUCGCAACGGAACAUCAUGAUCUGUGAGGGCGAAAACGUGGAGAAAGUGGGAAGAAUUGUCCUAAUAGAUUUCAACAUGUCAACAGUGGAGAGACUGGACAGCUUCGAGGAGAAAUAUGGUCCACGUGAACCAGGCCCUGAUAAGCCACCAAGUCCACUCGACUGGUGGUGGAGCGGCGGUUGGUACGGAGGCUUCUGGGGUUGGCUGCCCAGAAGGUGGGAGCAAAGACUACGACCGCUGCAGGAAUGGAUGUACAACAGAUGGAACGAUUCCGAUUAUUUUGCCCCUCCGGUUCGAGGUUUGGAGUGGGACGAAGACAACCAACCGCGUAGCUGGAUUGCAUGGUGA